ACUCUUGUCUUUCAUUCAAACAAAUCUUGAACAAUUCUAUGCUUAGAAAAUUAGAGGUUGAACUCACCUGAGAGUUUUCAAGAACUGUCCGGUCCUGCCUGGUGCCCUCGCAGUGCAAGCAGCAAGUACGCCAGCAGCAGUUAGUUGUUCUUGGUUAUUUGUUGGCAGGCUGUUGGGUUCGCCCCGACUACCGCUCUGUUCUAAAGUCAGUUCAGCUGUGUCUGCUCUUCAACAUGGAGACGCGACCUUAGUCUAUUUCCGCCAGGCCUGAUGCGUGGACAGUACUAGAAGAACAUGUUCGGACUGCGGUGUUCCCGACACACGGCUGUCCGUGCGGGAAGCGCGAGAGGCCUGGUCUGGUACGCAAGGCGAGCAGCGUCUUCACACCUCCGCACAUCCAUCUGUGCGCAUCGCUUCCCGUUUGAACCUUUGCAAGGAAUCCCGAGUCCAAGAGCACAGCAUCUAGCCCUAGAUGUACCAAGUCCAUCGAAGAGGUUCACUAGCACAGCGACAGGGAAUGAGAGCGUACCCGAUUCCGUCAGGGAAGCGCUGGCUGCGAUUGAACGCAAAGAAGAGGGAAAGGCUCGGGCAAAGGUCGACCUAAGAUCAUGUUUAUUUGCUGAAUGCAGCGGCGACAGCGAUAGCGGCGAGCAUAUGAGCAAGGUAUUCAGCUCUGGUGCGGAUGCGGUGGCCCUGGACGCCUUCGCUCUGAACGAUAAUGAGGAGCUGGCGGACGUUGUGCUAGCAGCUGCUGAUGCCAUUCAGUCCGGCGCUACACCGGCGUAUCAACUUCACUUCCUGCAGGUAGAUGCGAAUGUCACAGAGGACUCGCCCGUGUUGCCUAAGCCCUCCGAGCGGCAAGAGCGCCUAAAGAAACGACUGCAAUCUUUCUUGUCAGCAAACAAGCCAGUCGACGGCAAGAAGAACGGCGGCCGUGCAUUUGACGGUCUUGUGCUGCGAAAUAUUCAGAAUGCGGCGGACGUGGGAGAGGUGGAGAGAAUGGUGGAGGAAUGCGAUGCCUGGGCAACUGAACACCAAGAACAGCGCCUGACAUUCAUUCUAGUCCUGGAGAGUCCACUGUCAUACUUCGCCAGCCUGCAGAUAGCGGAGUCGAGUGACCGCACUAUUGCCAUAGUUGGUAGCUCCCCGUUGUUUUCCGAGAGUGUGGAGUGCCAGGAUAACAGCCACAACGAAACCAUCAUGGCAAUGAAGGUGUCAUCGACACUGGCUGCACACACAGCGGGUAUUGUAUCGCUCAGUGGAUGGCAGAGUGGCGAUGAAGACCCAGCACGUCUCAGUCGACUCGCAGUCUCGGACAGGAACACUGGGAUAGAUGGAAAGGUGAUCUUGAAUCGACCAGACCUGGUUCCAUUUGUCAACCAUUUGUACACAAUUCCUGAGUUAGAGAUUCAGUUGGCAGAUGAGCUCGUCGCCAUUGACGGUGGCACGACACGGACAGGGAAGCACAAGGAGAAUGCUGCUCUGGUCGGUGAAGACUCUGAAACAGGAGUACGGCAGUUCAAAGGGCCACCACACAAGGCCAUGGCUAAGGCACUGCUAAGGAAGUGGAAACUACAGCAGCCAAAGUUGGAAGAGGCCUCCAGGCUGGUCCUCAAUCAGACGGGUAUGGAGGUGCCCUCGUUCAUACGUGGACGUCUUGUCGAUCGCGUAACGCAUGAACGACUACAGGUUGGCGAUGUCAUACGGUGUCCAUACGAGCUGACUAUAGAUGAGAGCUGGAUCACUAUGUGGCACAUGCUAGUGUACAACCCGCGCACGUCCGAAUUCAGCGCCAAGCACAAGUCCAGGCUGGGAACGCAUCGUCCAGUCUUGCCGUAUGCACUAGCUCAGCUCCUGUGCAUAGGCCUAUCCGUGUCCAAACUGACGGAGAAGGCACGUUUUCACUUGGGUACGUACGACAACAUCAUGGUGAGGCCGCUGGAAGCCGGAGACAUGUUUCGCUCGUUUGUGCGCGUGGACAAGAAGAGCUGGACGGCUGACGGCUACCUGGUCCUGGACACCACGCAUGUCCUGGUCAAUCAAGAUGACAAGCUUCAGUUCAGUUCACGAAAGAAAACAAUGUUUCCAUCUAAUCCGAGCGAGAUCAAUUCUGAAGCUGGCAAAUCUCUGGCACCAACUAAGCUGGUCAAACCUGAGUCAAACGUUCGUCAACAUCUCCUCGCCAGGCCUCUAGCUGAGCUGAUGGCAACCCAAGGUCAACAGCAAGCAAUCUUGGAGCCUGGCCAGGUGUUUGUCCAUCGUCUGGUGCGCUACCUCGACAAAUACGACUGCAUAUACUUCAGCAAUCUGUGUCGCCUCACCAAUGACUUCCACAUCAACUUCUUCAAGUAUGAGACCGAGCAGUUGAUAGUGCCCGGGCCACUGGUCAUGUACUGCGCCAUUGGCAACUCUCUGCCAGACCUCGGUGAGCAAAUCUACCACGAGCUGGACUUGGGCACACACAUCAACAAAUUCAGCCCGGGUGACAGUGUUGGUACGAUUUCGUACAUAGCUGACGUGAAGACUCUGCCUGAGAAUGACGCUCUGGAAGAAGUGACGAUAAAGCAGAUCGGGAUCAAGAACGUGGACAUGGAAAUGCUUGCCAAUGAGUGUCUGCCGAAAGCGCUAUUUGCGCUGGACCUUGUACGUCCGUCUGACUAUGAGAAGAUCUGCCGUGCCCACUGUCCAGUCUUGCAGCGGAGAAUCGUAGUCAUUGUUAUCCGCCGCUUCAUCCGCGUCAAGCCGAGCGCCAUGCAGGCGGCUUACGAUGACAUUCAGAGCAAGGAGAUGCACGCCGUGGUGGAGAACAAGUGGUUUGACUGAUCCUAAAGACCAUGGAAAUUCAGUGCCGAACAGGUGGUUUGACUGAUCAUAAAGACCACGGAAAUUCAGUGCAGCCCUCCACCCUUGCGAGCACAACAAAAGCUGGCUGACACUAUAAAAAAUAUGCCUGGAGUGCAUCACAAUGGCAGCAACGUCAUGGUCACGUGUGUGUUUCUACCUUCAUGUAGAUGAAAUCGUUGAUUGAUAUCAUAGUAUUAAUUUUUGUGUUGAUAGAUACCCUUGAUCGCUUUCUGAAUGUAGUCUACAUGUAAAUCUGGCGUGACUACGUCGCACCACCAUCUACCUCUCUUCAGUUAAAACUGUACAUAAUUAUGGAUAGAGUAGGCGUUUCAUCUGAAUGAAAUCGGAUUCUCAGCCCUGAGCAUGAGGGAAAGCCUCUGACAAAAACUGCGUUUUCUCCACGGGCAAUCUCUAUGUUUUGCCGCAUUCUUUAGAUACCAUUUAUUCGCUUUUUGUUCCACCGGAUUUUCGUUUGUAAUUACAGUCAAACCUCUUUAGGACGAACUUCAAGGGACCGAUGAUAUUUGUUCGCAAUAACGGGAGUUCUUCUCAUUCAUAUGUUUUACCCAGUGAAUACACAGGGUCUUAUCCAAUACAGUUACGAAUACUAGUUCUUCUUAGGCAAACGUUUGUCUUAUCAGUGUUCUUCCUAACCAGGUUUCACUGUACAUGUGUAUGAAUAUUGAUCGGAACGAAAGUA
Molecule: messenger RNA, 3544 nt
Organism: Sycon ciliatum
Lineage: Eukaryota; Metazoa; Porifera; Calcarea; Leucosolenida; Sycettidae
Exons: 13
Coding region: 295-2823 (842 amino acids)
Biological process (GO): oxaloacetate metabolic process
Molecular function (GO): catalytic activity; magnesium ion binding
Source: RefSeq, a predicted model, not a curated record